AUGGCAACAACAUUAACAGGGGGAAACCCACACAUAAUCCAGCUCCCCAAAACACCCCCAAACACCCCCUCGGACCCGCGCACAAUCGCCCAACAAUGGCUCUCAGCCCUUUCAGCGCAGCUAUCGCACCCAGCCACGCUGAACAUCGCAGACCUGUUCCACACAGAGUCCUGGUGGCGUGACAUGCUCGCGUUAGACUGGGACAUGCGCACCGUGCAUAAAGCGCCGCAAAUCGCAGAAUUCCUUAGGCAGCACCAGAGCAAAGCGCAGCUGUGCGGAUUCCGACUGCAAGACCAGGGCCAGUUCCAGCCGCGCCUGGAACAGGUUGUCUCAGGGCUGAGUUGGGUUUCUUCUAUGUUUUUCUUUGAGAGUGCUGUUGGGACUGGGACUGGGAUGCUGCGGCUUACGCAGGGUGCUGAUGGGGUUUGGAAGGCUUAUGCUGUUUAUACUUCGUUGCAGGAGUUGAAGGAUGCAAGGGAGCCGUUGGGGAAGUUUAGGGCUGAGGGGACGACGGAGUCUAUGCCUGGUGGUUUGGCUGGGGGGACUUGGAUUGAGAGGAGGGAUAGGCAGAGAGAGUUUUUGGAUGAGGAGCCGACUACUUUGGUUGUUGGGGCUGGUCAGGCUGGUUUGAAUAUGGGUGCGCGGUUGCAGAGUGUUGGGAUAUCGUGUCUGAUCGUCGAUAAGAAUGACCGCGUCGGUGAUAAUUGGCGUAACCGGUACAGGACCCUGGUUACCCACGAUCCAGCCGAAUUCACACACAUGGCCUACCUGCCUUUCCCACAGAACUGGCCGCAGUUCACACCAAAGGACAAACUCGGCGACUGGUUCGAAGCAUAUGCGAGCAUUAUGGAGUUAAACGUCUGGAUGAAGACAUCCGUGGUCUCAGCAGACUAUGAUGACGCCACUGCAAAGUGGACAGUAGUUGUUGCUCGCGGUGAUGGCUCUCAACGAACGCUGCGUCCUCGUCAUAUCGUUUGGUGUACUGGCCACUCUGGCGAGGCACGUAUUCCCUCGUUCCCCGGCCAGGAGUCCUUCCAGGGCAAGGUGUAUCAUGGCAGUCAGCACCGUGAUGCCUCGGAAUCGGAUGUCCGGGGAAAGAAAGUGAUCGUUGUCGGAACUGGAAACAGUGGCCAUGAUAUUGCGCAGAACUAUUACGAAAACGGAGCCGAUGUUACCAUGCUGCAGCGCAGUGGGACAUAUGUCCUGACUGCCGCUAAGGGUGUCUUCAUGAUGCAUAAAGGAAUGCAUGAGGAUGGCGGGCCCCCAACUGAAGAAUGCGACAUCGCUACAGAAAGUCUCCCCUGGCCCGUUCAACUCGCCUUGAGCGUCCACUUGACGAAACGUAUCGCCGAAGCUGAAAAAGAAACAUUAGACGGGCUCCGCCGCGCCGGCUUCCAACUUGACUUUGGUCCCGACGGCGCCGGUAUUGCACGCGCAUACUUCACUCGCGGUGGAGGCUACUAUAUCGAUGUGGGAUGCAGCCAGCUCAUCAUCGACGGCAAGAUUAAAGUGAAGCACAGUCCAGGCGGCAUCAAUGGCUUCGGAAAUCGGGAGCUCCAGUUGGCAGAUGGCGACUCCCUCCCAGCAGAUAUUGUCGUUCUCGCUACCGGAUAUGAUAACAUGCGUACGACUGUGCGCAAGGUCUUGGGUGAUAAGGUUGCAGAUAGAUGUUCCGAUGUUUGGGACUUGGAUGGGGAGGGUGAGGUCAACGCUAUGUGGCGUCCCAGCGGCCACCCGGGAUUCUGGUAUCAUGGAGGAAAUCUGGCGUUGUGCCGUAUUUACUCCAAGUUCCUUGCACUUCAGAUUAAGGCUGUUGAGAGUGGCCUGUCUCCUGGAAUUAGACAGCAGAGCAUGAACAGAGAGGCUAAGAUUUAA
Messenger RNA from Penicillium canescens, 1875 nucleotides. RefSeq names its product putative flavin-binding monooxygenase. The transcript has 5 exons. Bases 1 to 1875 code for a protein of 624 amino acids. Gene Ontology annotation, molecular function: flavin adenine dinucleotide binding; NADP binding; N,N-dimethylaniline monooxygenase activity. The record is from RefSeq and is a predicted model, not a curated record. NCBI's taxonomy places the organism in Eukaryota, Fungi, Ascomycota, Eurotiomycetes, Eurotiales, Aspergillaceae.